Messenger RNA from Ipomoea triloba (trilobed morning glory), 2118 nucleotides. RefSeq names its product ataxin-10. Gene Ontology annotation, cellular component: cytosol. NCBI's taxonomy places the organism in Eukaryota, Viridiplantae, Streptophyta, Magnoliopsida, Solanales, Convolvulaceae. Bases 385 to 1830 code for a protein of 481 amino acids. The transcript is spliced from 3 exons. The record is from RefSeq and is a predicted model, not a curated record.
GAAAAUCCUUCUUCUUCCAUCACUCUGUCUGCGGCUUCACUGCAGAGAACAACGAGACGGCACUGCGGCGAUGCUCCCGGAAGUGAACGAUGAAGCGAACGGCGACGGUCGCCGCUCAUCCCUCCGUUGAAUUUCCGUACAUCCACCAUCGCCACAGCCUCCCUAUGCCGGAACACCGUGACCGGUAGGGGCAGCCACACCUAGGAGCUCUGACAAGACGGCCGCCGCCGCCGCCGCCACCGGUUUUCGGCAAACGAAAACUGUUAAGGCACCACCACCGUCACCGGCAACCAUCCGGAAGGUGUCCUGAAAUACAACAGGUGCUACUCAGUUACGGGACUCUUUUGAGUAUUUUGAUUUUUGUUGUAGCUGCUUGGGUAGAGAAUGGAUAGGGAAGUGGGGUUGGAGCUUUCUAAUGAAGAAAAUCUUAUCCAACCAUUACUUAUUGCUUCAAAGUCUCCUACCAUAGAAAAGGCUCUAGAGCAGCUUAUUGACAUUGCCAAGACUGCAGAAGGUCGUUUGGACCUUGCUUCCCAAAAUAUUGUUUCCCAUCUCCUGCAACUAUGCUCAUCUAUCCCAUAUCCUGCUGGUUGCUACAUCCUUUUGCCGGCUUUGAAGUUACUUAGAAACCUAUGUGCAGGAGAAAUAAGAAAUCAGAAUGCUUUUCUUCUACAAAAUGGAGCUGAAGUUGUCUUGACUAUUAUUAGAUCUGUUGGAUUUGCUUCUGAUUAUAAUGACGAGAUUGUUCGAAUGGGGCUGCAACUUCUGGCUAAUUUUGUAUUGGCUGGUGGAGAACAUCAGCGUGCUGUUUGGUGCCAAUUCUUUCCACAUGGAUUCUUGAAUAUUGCUAGAGUAAGAAGUAGGGAAAGCUGUGAUCCCUUAUGUAUGGUUAUUUACACAUGUUGUGAGGGUGAUGAUGGGCUAUUAGCUGAUUUAUGUAAUGAGCAAGGGUUGGCAGUUGUCAUUGAAAUUAUACAGACUGCGUCCAUUGUUGAUCCCAUAGAAAAAUGGUUCAAGUUGCUUAUAUCAAGAAUUUGCAUUGAAGAGUCCUACAUUGCAUCAGUUUUCUUCAAGUUAGGUCCAGAUUGUGGUGUCGAAAGUGGGCAUUUUGUUGCUGAACAAGCAUAUAUUUUGAGCAUCCUUUCAGAGAUACUGAACGAAAGAAUAGAGGGUAUAAUUGUAAACCCUGAUUUCGCCCUGUGCAUUCUUGGGAUACUGAGAAGUGCUGGCGGGGUUGUUGAUUUUUCCACUAGAGGGGAAACUGGUCUACCAACUGGCAAUGCUGUCAUUGAUGUUCUAGGGUACUCAUUGACCAUUUUGAGAGACAUUUGUGCCUGUGAUCAUCUCACUGGAGGUUCAGAUGAUAUUGUGGGCAUGCUAGUUUCAUCAGGACUAAUUGAAUCGCUGCUCGCUUUCCUUUCCAACCUUGAACCUCCAGCAACAAUUCAGAAAGCAAUGGACCGAGGGGAGACCACGUCUUCUCCAAUUGCACGGUGCCCUUACAAAGGCUUCCGGAGAGACAUUGUUGCUGUCAUCGGAAACUGUGCAUACCGGAGAAAGCAGGUGCAGGAUGAAAUCAGAACGAAAAAUGGUAUUAUUCUGUUACUACAACAGUGUGUUACUGAUGAAGAUAAUCCGUUCCUGAGGGAAUGGGGCAUCUGGGCUGCAAGGAAUCUACUGGAAGGAAAUACAGAAAACCAAAAUGUAGUAACAGAUUUGGAGCUUCAAAGAAGUGUAGAUGUUCCUGAACUUGCUAGGCUUGGUCUCCGAGUAGAUAUAGACCCUACAACUCAUCGAGCAAAGCUUGUUAACAUACCCCACUCUGAGUAGUAGACUCAUGGUGAUGGACAUCAUUUCUGGUUAACAACAGAUUUUUUUCCUUUUUCAUAUGACAUGAUUUGAUGUCAUUAACGCACGCUAGAGAUUCCUUGUCUCAUGUCAUGUUGAUGAAAUAUUUGGUCUAGAUAACUUAUUUACACAUGUAAUUAACAGUAAUCUGGUAGUGAUAGUCUGAUAGAUGUUAAGGCAGUCCAAUUACUUGGUCAGUCUUGCUUUCAUUGUUUUGGUGUAGUAUGUAAAUAAGAAAACUACAAUUUCAAAAAAAAAAUGCUGAUUUCA